AUAUGAAAGCAGGAAAUGACCUGUCGUCACUGCUGUUUCGUCAUUAACAUGCGUCUUUUGGUAUACACGUGAAGUGAAGUCCGAUUCACGACGCAGUUACUUGGAUUUGUGGUAGCUAGAUGAGAAAUGGGCAAGGCGAAGAAGAGGAUGACGACGACAGUUCCAUCAGAAGGGCUAAUGGACGAAGUAAAGAGAGCUCAAAGAGAGGAGGAGGAGGAGAACGACAGUAAUUUUGAAAUUCAAGACACAGAAGACAUAAAAGAGGCGCAGGAGGUAAGGACAACACAAGAAGAGGAGGAGGAUGUGAAGAUCACAAUUCCAGAAAAGCAGGACGAGGACAGAAAAUAUUCAACACAAAAAGGAGAGGAAAAAAAACUAAAUCUAAAGGGGGCUGCAAAGACUUCUUCCUCAGACAGGAAAUGUAUACCAGGAAUUCUCUACAUUGGUCAUAUCCCUCCAAGGUUCCGGCCCAAACAUAUGAGAAAUCUUUUGUCUGCUUAUGGCGAGAUUGGACGAAUCUUCCUGCAACCUGAAGAUCGGCAAGUGAAGGCGAGGAAGAAGCGCUCGGGUUCCAGGAGGAGCGGCUUUACCGAGGGUUGGGUGGAGUUCCGUGACAAGCGUGUGGCCAAGCGGGUGGCUGCGUCUCUUCACAACACACCGAUGGCGACACGGAAACGGCAGACCUUUGUCUCCGACCUCUGGUGCAUCAAGUACCUGCACAGGUUCCAGUGGACGCACUUGAGUGAGCGUCUGGCCUACGAGCAAAUGGUUCUCGCACAGCGCCUCCGCACGGAAGUGUCGCAGGCCAAGCGUGAAACCAACUUCUACCUGGACAAUGUGGACAAGAGCGCUCGAAUGGACAAAGACAGCAAGAAAGGGAAACGGAACAGGACAGACGCACAGCACAAGGCGGAGGAGCGGACGUGGGACUUCACUCAGCGCCAGACGGAGGAGGAGAUCCAGAUGAAGAAAAAGAAGGUUAAGAAGACGGCAAUGAUGACAAUGAUGGACUCCGGUAGCCAGAAGCAACAAGACAAAGAACGCCUUCACCAGCAAAAGAGCCAAUCAAACAUUUCCUUGUUGGCCAAAAUUUUUAAUUCCAAACAGCCUUAGCAGCUGGUGACUGGACGGUGUGACACAAAGUGAACAAUGCACACAAAUGUUAUAUAAAUCCUCAUUGACUACUUGUAAAAAAAAAAAUAAAAAAAAUAAUAAUAUAAUGGUGGUAAUUCAGCCAAAUAACCAGCGACACAUCAACAAGUUUAACCAAAUCAUGGAUUCAUUGUGAAAAGGUGGUUGAA
Messenger RNA from Corythoichthys intestinalis (scribbled pipefish), 1301 nucleotides. RefSeq names its product activator of basal transcription 1 (gene abt1). The transcript has 5 exons. The record is from RefSeq and is a predicted model, not a curated record. Gene Ontology annotation, molecular function: RNA binding. Gene Ontology annotation, biological process: small-subunit processome assembly; endonucleolytic cleavage in ITS1 to separate SSU-rRNA from 5.8S rRNA and LSU-rRNA from tricistronic rRNA transcript (SSU-rRNA, 5.8S rRNA, LSU-rRNA); endonucleolytic cleavage in 5'-ETS of tricistronic rRNA transcript (SSU-rRNA, 5.8S rRNA, LSU-rRNA). Lineage: Eukaryota; Metazoa; Chordata; Actinopteri; Syngnathiformes; Syngnathidae. The coding region runs from base 127 to 1113 and encodes 328 amino acids. Gene Ontology annotation, cellular component: nucleolus.